UCGAUCUAUCUCUCUCUCUAUCUCCAUACAUAUAUUAAAAUAUAUAAAUUUAAUAAGUAUAUAUAUAUGGCGCCGGUCGUCAAUGGAGAGACAUGUCACAAGGUGAACUUCGAUCCCCCCAGAAGCUUCUUGAAAACGUUCAAGUCGGAUUUAAAAGAAACUUUCUUCCCUGAUGAUCCCUUCCAUGACUUCAAAGGGAAGCCCUUACCCAUAAAGGCUAAGAAAGCCAUACAGUAUUUCGUUCCGAUAUUUGCAUGGCUUCCUAAAUAUAGUCGUAAACUGUUUAUGUAUGAUCUUUUAGCCGGAAUUACUAUUGCUAGCCUCGCUAUUCCCCAAGGAAUUAGCUAUGCCAAACUUGCUAACAUCCAACCAAUCGUCGGUUUGUAUUCGAGUUUCGUUCCCCCUCUAAUCUACUCAGUGUUUGGGAGUUCAAAGCAUCUAGCCGUUGGAACAGUAGCUGCAAGCUCGUUAAUCAUAGCUGCAACCAUCGAGACAAAAGUUGACCCAAUCCAAAAUCCCGAACUCUAUCUUAGUCUAGUCUUCACCGCUACUCUCAUCUCUGGUGUAACUCAAUUGAUUCUUGGUGUUUUUCGGCUUGGAAUAUUGGUAGAUUUCUUGUCGCAUUCUACGAUUACUGGCUUCAUGGGAGGGACAGCAACUCUUAUCUGCCUUCAACAAUUAAAAGGAAUUUUGGGUUUGAAGCAUUUUACUACUCAUACCGAUAUGGUAUCUGUUAUACAGGCCAUCGUCAAGAAUCGGAAAGAGAUAAGAUGGGAAAGCACGGUUGUUGGCGUAGUAUUCUUGGUGUUUCUCCAGUUUACAAGAUUUGUGAAGCAAAAGAAACCAAAGUUAUUUUGGGUGUCAGCGAUAGCUCCAAUGGUGGUCGUUGCAGUUGGAUGUGUCUUUGCCUAUGUAUCCCACGCCGAGAAACAUGGCAUUGCAAUAGUGGGUGAAUUGAAAAGAGGAAUAAAUCCUUCUUCGCUAAAAAAAUUGAAUUUUGAUCCCAAAUAUAUAUCAGCGCCAAUUCAAGCAGGCCUCAUAACAGCCAUGAUUGCUCUUGCAGAAGGAAUUGCAAUUGGAAGAAGCUUUGCAAUAAUGGAAAAUGAGCAAGUAGAUGGUAACAAAGAGAUGAUAGCUUUUGGUCUCAUGAAUAUUAUUGGAUCUUUCACUUCUUGCUACCUAACUACAGGACCCUUUUCAAAAACCGCAGUAAAUUACAACGCAGGAUGUAAGACACAAAUGGCUAAUGUAGUCAUGUCGAUAUGUAUGAUGUUAACAUUACUCUUCCUGGCACCCGUCUUUCGUUACACCCCUCUUGUUGCUCUUUCGGCCAUUAUCAUGUCAGCAAUGCUUGGUCUGAUUGAGUAUGAAAAAGCAUACCAUUUAUACAAAACCGACAAGUUUGAUUUCACCAUUUGCAUGAUCGCUUUCUUUGGUGUUGCCUUCAUUAGCAUGGACGUUGGCCUCAUGUUAUCGGUGGGGUUAGCAUUGCUGAGAGCCUUACUGUAUGUAGCAAGGCCAGCAAGUUCAAAGCUUGGUAAUAUACCAGAUACUGAUUUAUAUCGCGAUGUAGAACAGUAUCCUGGGGCCACUGGAAUUCCCAAGACUCUAAUUUUGCAACUUGGUUCUCCAAUCUACUUUGCUAAUGCCGGCUACAUAAGAGAAAGGAUUUUGAGAUGGGUUAGAGAUGAAAAGGCCAAUAAAGAUUUACAAGGAGAUGAUGUUGAGUAUGUUCUAUUAGAUUUGGGAGGUGUUACAUCUAUUGAUAUCACCGGUGUCGAAGCCUUAGUUGAAGUUUGCAGAAGUUUAGAGGUCAAGGAAAUCAAGGUUGUGAUAGUAAAUCCAAGACUAGAGGUCAUGGAGAAGUUGAUUGUUACAAAGUUCAUUGACAAAAUCGGGAAAGAACGUGUAUUUCUAUCUAUCGAAGAUGCAAUUGAGGGAUGCAGAUUUUCGCUCACUCGCCCGAAGGAUUUUGUUCACGAUGAACCUUGAAGUUAAAAAGAAAUCAGUAUCACUUUAACUGCAGGAACAACCAAUAUGAAAAUAACAUAUUGCUUAACUGUAUCUAUAUAUCAUGUGCGUGGUUAAUUGAAAAUGCAUGAAUCAUUUUUUGUAAAACAAAAGUUUUUACUAGAAUAAUAAGCAAUAGACCUACAAAUUGUGUGUUUGGAAUUGGAAAUCUACAUAGGAAGUACUGGCUAGAGCGUUUUUAUGUAAAAAUUAUCUCACUGGUCUUUGUAUCUUAUAAGAUCAGGUAAAAUGUUGAAAUGUACAUUGUACGUGCCAUUAGUGAGUUAUAACUUUAUUUAAUGUAUUUUGUACUAUUUUAAUAAAAAUUUAAUUUUCAUUUGUAA
Messenger RNA from Erigeron canadensis, 2354 nucleotides. RefSeq names its product probable sulfate transporter 3.5. Lineage: Eukaryota; Viridiplantae; Streptophyta; Magnoliopsida; Asterales; Asteraceae. The transcript has 12 exons. The coding region runs from base 67 to 1992 and encodes 641 amino acids. Gene Ontology annotation, molecular function: secondary active sulfate transmembrane transporter activity. The record is from RefSeq and is a predicted model, not a curated record. Gene Ontology annotation, cellular component: membrane. Gene Ontology annotation, biological process: transmembrane transport.